AUGCCACCACCAAUAUCAUCUCAACCAUCCACAACUAUUCUAGUCUUAAUCCAUAUUUUCACUGAAUCCACCAUUUCACACCACACCUCUACUACACCAGCAAGCUCAGUCAACGUAUCUGAUAUGGGGGCUAAAACUUUUGGUUUUUCAAGCCAUGUUACAGUACUCACCUCUCCCAUUCGCACUGAUGACUCUGAAAUGCUUUUCAGAGAUGAUGAUUUGGAUAGAUUCGCUUACAGUCCUUUUCAAAUAAUGAUUGAUGAAGAAGAUGAAGUUUCUACUAUGAAAGGAGAACUCAAAUCUCUUCAUGAGAAGAUUGACCAGCUGCUUCUUGCAUUCCAAGUCUCCACCUCUGAGGUUUACUCCAAAGCCGUUGUUGAAUCAAUCCUUGAGUGA
Molecule: messenger RNA, 396 nt
Organism: Lactuca saligna
Lineage: Eukaryota; Viridiplantae; Streptophyta; Magnoliopsida; Asterales; Asteraceae
Source: the annotation of a GenBank genome assembly